This is a messenger RNA of Perkinsus marinus ATCC 50983, 444 nucleotides long. RefSeq lists its product as hypothetical. Lineage: Eukaryota; Perkinsozoa; Perkinsida; Perkinsidae. The transcript has a single exon. The coding region runs from base 1 to 444 and encodes 147 amino acids. The record is from RefSeq and is a predicted model, not a curated record.
AUGCUGGAGGGGCUACAAGUUGGUACUGGGAAGUCUACGUCUCUCAAGGAAAAUGUAAUGUUCGACACCGGCUGCAACUACGUGUAUGUUCCGGACUCUAGAAUGGUGGAACUUCUGAAGGGUAUUGAGGAGCAAGCGACCCUGAAGGCGAAGACCCCAGUCAAGCUUACACACUUCGAGGCCGCCAACGUUUGGAAGGUCGACUGUGUCUACCGUAAAUUCAUGCCGACGCUAAGAUUCUUGUUUCAAGACUCUGCAGGCCAGGAGGUCGCGCUCGAGCUCGACUAUAGGAGCUAUGUUGCUAUGCGAAACAGUGGGUGCUAUUUGGAAAUAAUGGGCAAACCACAAAGUAUGUGGAUACUUCCUGACAUCAUGCUGGUUGCCAACUACCUCGAAUUUCAGCCUGAUCAGGAGAGAGUUGGCAUCGCCAGACUCAAACUGUGA